Molecule: messenger RNA, 7066 nt
Organism: Penaeus monodon (black tiger shrimp)
Lineage: Eukaryota; Metazoa; Arthropoda; Malacostraca; Decapoda; Penaeidae
Exons: 3
Coding region: 734-7066 (2110 amino acids)
Source: RefSeq, a predicted model, not a curated record
GAGGCUGUCAGUGUCUGUGUCGGUGCCGCGAGAGGAAGGUCUUCGCCGAGCUCUCUCCCGGGGCUGCUGAGAGAGAGUGGUGCGGUCUUAUGAAUUUCUAGCUUUACAAGGGAUGUUAAUUACUGUAUUUUCCAUGGUUCGUAUAGUCAUUAGUACAGUGGCCUGAAGUGCUUAUAGUGCGUAUCGAUUCAUUAUGCUAAUGGUUUCUGUUGUCAGUGUUUUUGAGUAAUGAGUGGUAGUGAAUCACGAAAGCACAUUUGAAUAAGCAAGCAAAACAGCUAUAUAUAUCUUCACAGCUACUGCGGACAGUGAAAAAAAAAAAUUUUUGCGCAAAUGUGAGAAGAGUGAUGUGGGAAAACCCCAGUGGAAUUACACGUGAAAAUCGCAUGUAGCUAAAGCCUUAAUUACACACAUUACCUUGUUAUCUGCAUACUGGAUUUAGAUACACGGAACAAGGAAGACCACGUUCACGGGAAUCUGCAAAAGAACUCAUGACUUCAGCACCACUAUUCACGUAAUUGGGAUGCUUGAGAAUUUCUCUGCUGUGUCACAGGGAGUGACGAGUGGCAUCCACACAUGACAACAAGAGUUUCGGCAGCGCCUGUCAUCAGAGGAAAGUGAACCGUAAACUUAUGAACCGCGAUUAAUGUGAAAAUGCAGCAUGAGUUACGCAUCCUUUUAUACAGGCGAAAGAUGCAGGCAUUCGUGGCAUUUCCUAGUUGUGAUUUCCUAGAUGCCUAAUCCAGACCUCAGAGACGCGACCCAUGAAACAAAGUGCCAAAUGAAGUUGAAGACGACUCUCAGGCGUCACCCGUGGCGUCGGCGCAAGGUCAUCCCGUCGCCCCAUGACCUGGGCUACAGCCGGGACGCCGGCCACCUCGUCGCCGCCCGUCUCCACGGCUUCUCCCACGCCAACGCCAUCCCCCCCAAGAUUGACCCCGCUGUCUACAACGAGCUGGUGACCCCGAAGGACCCCGACAUCGGCAUGGAGACUCCGGACUUGGGGCAGAUCCUCUACACGACCCGGCCGUACGUCGUGGUGUGCCCCUCCAGCGACGACGACGACGACGAUGAGUUUGGCGAGGUGCGACAGGUUCCUAUCAGCCUGUACUACGACGCGUACGGCGACGUGAUCGAGGACGACGUGUGGGCUCACCUCGGCUCCUCCGCCGGCCGUGACGUCUUCUACGAUGAUGACUCUGACGACGAUGGCGACGACGAAGACUACGGGGCAAGGGCGGGGGGUGGGGCGAGGGACCGCCGGGGGGACGAAGGCGAGAGGGACAAGCGAUACCGCCGGGAGGGCGAGUUCAGCGGGAUGAGCGAGAAGGAAAAGGAGGCGUUCAGGGAGGCCAUGGAAUACUACUGGCUUGAAAAGGACGUCAUGGAAUUCAGUGACUCGGAGGGAAGGCUGGCGGAUAAGAUGAAUAAAGCAGUGAAUAAUAGCGAAGAGACACUGCUGGGGAGAUCAGAUAGUGAGAGGCCGUUACCCGCUCGCGGUGGGAGUGGGCGGGGCAUGUGGCCACCUGCAGGGCGGAGCCUGAGCAGCGAGCACCCGCAUGGCUCCUCCCACGAGUCCCAGGUGACACUCGACGACACCACCUGCUUCAUUGAUCCCCAGGACAUGAUAUGGGCCUCAAUGUGUGCAAUGUACCCGAGUGUUGCGUGGAAUAGCGUGGGCGUGCGGGGCGGGGCGGCAGACGGAGCCGGGGUAGAAGCGGCUAAGAAUCAUCAGUCUGCUAGUACCUGUGUUGCCGCCCGCGCGCCUCGUACACCUGCCGUGCCCUACGCUUAUACGGCCUCCGCCAGGCGCCGCUCACGUGUCAGAAAUGAGCAGAGGCCUUACGCUCCGAAGAACACCUCGGAUGACUUGAAAGUUUGGACAAGAAAAUCCCGCCGAAGCGAGUGUGAAGUGACGAGCGAGAGUAUGCCCAGCAUGCCCAGCAUGGAUCAGCUGUUUGUGAGGCGAAGCCGUAAUGAAGGUAGGGAACCUUCGCCGCAACCACAGCACGGUCCUACAGCCGCGGGCGCCACGCUCCCAGGCCACCCCACCCCCCACGCGCCCCUCACGCGGAUAGACUACGACAACCUGGCACCGGACUGGCACAAGCACAUGAGCUGGGAGGAACUUCGGCGCCCGAGCACCUUCAACGGGGUGGACGGCCUCAUGGGGAAGGCGCCCCACGCCAGCGAGUCCUCCCUGGCCACUGACAGCUCCGGCCACCCUCACAUACGCCACCACCUGACCGAAGGCGUUCGACGGUCAAAUGUAGGGGUUGUAGGGAGGCGUGGCGAGGGGGCGUGGCGUGGAGGGCCUCGUGGCCAGGCGAGCGUAACAUGUGGAGCACUGGGCCAGGCGGGACCCGGACCACCAGUCUCCACGCGCGCUCUGCCACGUGCACACACGCGCUCACGAACCACGCGCUCUAACAGUGUUACCGGUGAUUCAAGUGUUAACAGUGAAACGGACCGUGUUAGUAAGACGAGGAAUACGAGGAGUGGUAGUGUGACAAGUGUACAAGUGAGCCUCGGUGACGGUGAAUCAUGGCCCUCCCUCCGGGAUGGUGUGUGUGACGGAGAGUGUACGUGUGCCAUGCCCUGCAAAGUGUCGGGCAUUCCUGUAUACCAGGGGCGAGGGGGGGACCCUCCCCGGAACCCCAGGGAAGAUGUACCUCCUGCGGCUCCUACAGGAGGAGCUAGCGGGCGAGGUCGCGGCAACGGCCGCCGCGCUGGGAACAAUAACAAACCUUCUCCUUCUUCAUCAAAUCGCUCCCCGGCUUUCAUGGGUCGCCGUGGCAGCUUCGGGGCCCCCGGGACAUCCCGAAGCAGUGUCACGCAAGAGAGGGAAGUGGAUUUACCUCGCCGGGCAUCCCUGCCGGGCCCGGGAGUCGGCGCCCCUGUGCACUGCAGCACCUCGGAUGACUCGUUGAAGACCGGGAGUGCUUCCGGCCUGUCCUCACACCGAGCACGGUCCUCGCCGUCCCCCAUCCCGCGCUCCCCAGCAAGGGGAGCAUCUCCGGGCCUGGGGGCACGAGCGCCGUCGCCAGUCGGGCCAGGGAGGACUCCCACGUCGACACGACGGCGGGAGUCCUUAGGGGACACACGAACUCCACCCGCGACGCCCCUCGCCCGCCGCCCGCCACCACGGGCGGUAUACCAGGUGAGGCUCUCCCCUGGCGCCUCCGGGCGUGAAUCUGCGUCGGCCCACAAGGAAAAGUCAUCGUCUAAGCUCCCUGUCAUGUCCAGUAAAAGCAGCAAGGCCGACCCUCCCCCGACUGGCCAUCGUAGCUUUCCGCCGCGCCCGGCGAGCGGCAGGGCAGCAGCAGCAAGUCUCCGCGGAGGAAAAGAAACUCUCAGAGACAAGACGAGUAAUGAAGAGAGCAACAGGGGCGCGGGUCAGCUGGGCCACAGCUCUUUGAAACUUGACACCCCGCCCAAAGCGCUGUCCCUUUCGUUGUCUGUAAGUUCCCCGGAAUCUCCUGAAACGAAAGACAACACAAACGGCGGCGGCGACACGUCCCUCAACCUCAGCAGCGUGUCAGGGACGGCGGUCACGGACAGUGAUGCAACACCCGAUCGACAGAGGGAACCGUCGAGCAGAGUGCCGCCCGCCCGGACUGGCUCGGUGUCUAUGCUGCCCAAAUCGUCUUCUUAUGGGGAAAAACUGUCAGGGCUGGCAAGAUCGGGGAAUAAUCGGCUAACUGCUUCGUCCUCGAGACUCUCACCUGUCAGGCGCGGAAGUACUGACGCCGCGAAAUCGAGUGAAACGAGGCUGGAUCACACCCUGAGUGCCAGCUCUUCAAAUAUCAACGCAAAACCAGCCGUAACUCGUACGUUCUCGGGUCCGAAGAGUUCUUUAGUUUCGAACGACGGAGCAAGCAGGGCCAGGAUCGUCAGAAGGGUCAUGAGUGGCAGUCGAACGAAUCUCAGUAAGAAGAAAUCGAACUCCAAGACGUCUUUGGUGGUGGGUCGUCAUAACAUGUAUAAUCGCAGCAAAUCAGGCUCCAAGAACUCUCUCCUUGGUUCUCGAAACAACCUAUUCCGCGCGAGUCUCGAUUCCCAGAGGACAGAGAGCACCACAGAUUCGGGAUGCAAUUCCCCCCUGUACGGCAGCCAGUGCUCGCUCGACGGCGAACGGAAGCGGCACAAUUCCUCCCCUUCUCAGAACCUCCACAAAACGGCCGGUUCCUUCAGUUCUCGACAGUCCAAGUUCGACACAAGGACGAACAGGAGAGUGAUAAAAAAGAAGGAAAUCGGAAGCAGUAGCAACAGUGGCACACCUGCAUCGCUACCAAGAGGGACACCUGAUCCAGUCCCAGCCGUCAGUCCUGAACCAGAUCAGAAAACCACAAUCACUAAACCUGCACCUGUAGAAAAGGAUAUAGGGGCCGAGAAGGACGUAUACAAACCAGUCUCGGAGAGGGAACAGUGCAAGGCAGAUCCCGUGCACGAGGUGAAAAUCGUCCACACGCAUUCCAUGAGUAGCAGCCAAUUAGUCGACAGAAUGGAAAAGCCACCCGUGUCUGUCAGAAGAUCGUACAGCCUCCAGCUCCCUCGAGCUCGUCCAGCUCCUCUCCCCAAACCGGCAGCGAGUGAGCUACGUAGUAAGGAUGACACAAGGAUACGCAGUAACGAGGACAGCGUCGAAGAUGAGGGAAAAGAGAACCGACCCUUACCGGGCAUUAAUGUCUCGUUCCGCUCUGUCUCAUCACGCCCCCCUGACCAUUCUAGCAGCCAGAGAAUCCACUCUGGAAACAAUGAGGCGGAAACUGUGACUCGUGAUAAAAAGGAAAUAACCAAGGUUGCCAUAGUGGCUGAACCAAAGACCAGGGAAGAGAAAGGAAUUCAAGUGGAAGCCUCCAGUAGUGAAGAGGAGGAGGAUGAAGACGAUGAGGAGGACGACGAGGAGGAAGAUAAAUAUGACUUAGACGAGGAGGCGGAGCGGGAAGGGGUUCGAGAGAGCCGCGGUGAGGCAGGUAGUCAGAGGGGCAAAGAUGAGGUAAUGCCGGCCACUAAACCUCAGGUAGGAUAUGAGGGUCCGUGGAAUCUUCAGCGGCCCUUACCUGACCCAUUCAGCGAGAAGGAAGAAAGAAGCCGUCAGUCUACUGCUGACAAAGUGAGGAAGAACACCGUCGUCCAUAUAUCUGGUGAGCCGGAGGAUAACAAGCUCAGAGUGACAGAGAAAAAAGAGUGUCCAAGUGAAUAUGAGGAGAAUCGAAAUAAUGAAAAGGUGAUUCUCAAUGAAGAUGAUAACAAUCACUUGAUACAGCGUUUAGAAACCUCCCUAGCAGAUAUCAUCGACUCCGCUGUGCUUAAGAACCUGAAGAUAAAUGGGAAUAUAUUAACAGACCAGUUCGAUGCCAUCAUCGCCACGCUGAAGAAGGUGGCGGCGUCAGUUGACUCGGGAGAGUCAGAGGCUAUUCCUCUGAGUCACAGGAAUUCCGAGUGCGGCGUGAAGGGGCUUCCCAAGACCCCCGCAUCCCCCUUGACCCCCCUCACCCCGACGUCCAUCUCGUCCUCCUCCUCAUCGUCCAUGAGUCCCAUGUGCCCCUCCACCCCCCGGACCCCCACGUCGAAGGCCCCCCUCUCGCUGCUGUCGAUCAACGAGUGUUAUCCCGGCCAGAUGACCACGCCCCCGGCCCUGCCAAGGAGCAGGAAGUUGUCUCUGCCGAGGGACACGCUCCAGGAUCACUCGCCGACUCUGGCGGAGCUGGCUCGUCGCCUACAUGCUAAUCCUAAUCACCUGAAGGCUGAUCAGGAUUAUGUGGAUUUCAUGGAUCUGGAUCAGCCAUACGUUACUCCCCCGCCCACAGGGCCCAGCACCAGCGAUCUCAUCAGAGGCGAUCCGACACCUAAAAGUUUCGGCAGGAAAAACAGCACCGGGUCUCUGGGUCUCUCCUCGUGCGCUUCCCUUCUGGAGGAUAAUUCCUACUACAACGGCGGACCCACAACGACGGCCAGUGUGACGAACCUGAAUUCCUCCGAGGAUUACGCUAAUGUUUUCGGAUCACAGCAGAGCGCCUUCCGGAAAGUCCACAGCACCUCCAACGUGAACGGCAGCGCCUCAGGUGGCUCGCAUCGACUCUUCCAGCGCCACCUGUCGUUCGGUGGCCCCGACGACGUGCAUACCGACAACAGGCUCAGGAAGAGUCUGUCAAAGAGUCGGGAGUUACUGAGCCAGCUGGAAAAUGAAUACAAGAAGAUCAAGGGCGACGAAAAUAAAAGUGCUCGGAAUUCCCUCGUCAUCGACCAGAGUUGGCUGGACAAAGAUUUCGAUGAGCUCCUUCAGACCUUAUCGAAUGACAAGACGAUCCAGUCCGAUCCUCACGAAGCCUUAGCUUUCCUUACUAACAACAACAACAACAACAACGCCAACGCCACAUCCUCCUCAGUCACAUCCUCCGUGAGAAACGACAAAUGGAAGGCCUCUAAGAAGGACAUGCCUCCACUGCCGUCAGCGGACAGCCCUCGGACCAAGCGCCAGCAUGGGCAGGCGGGGUCCGAGGGGCGUCAUAUCUUUUCGUUCUUCCAGAAGAAAGGCCGGAGCCAAAGUCUCUCCGGCACGGAAGCGAUCAAGAUAGUCUUGCCCGUCACCCCUGAAGACGGUCCCCAGGGGGGCCAUCAGGACAGGGCGGCUUACUGGCCCCAGGGAGUUCACCAGCACGAAGGGACGGCCCCGGGGUCACGCAGGGUGACCUACGAGAGCGCGACCUUGGAUCGUCCCGGGCGAUCCAACCGAAGUAACAGCAUCCCUUCGGGGGCGCCGCAGGCCUCCGCCGGGAAUGCGUUACCGCUUGACCUCGUAGGAAUCCUCAGGAAAGGUAGAAGCAAAUCCUUGUCGAAGGCUGCUAGCAAGGAGGGCCAACCAGAGGACUAUGUGGUGGAGAACGGCGAAGAGGGCGGUGGAGAAGACAGCCAGCUGGGGGAGGGGGAGGAUGAGCCAGCUAAACAAAUGCGGUCACUCUCCCUGCCCAAGUCCUUCCUCUCGGAUAAAUACGGUCUCACCGGGUUCAAGGCCGCCCUGCCAAGGCCUUUCUAUUACACAGUGAUUGGAAUUCCUCUUUAG